Molecule: messenger RNA, 4316 nt
Organism: Amaranthus tricolor (Joseph's coat)
Lineage: Eukaryota; Viridiplantae; Streptophyta; Magnoliopsida; Caryophyllales; Amaranthaceae
Product: kinesin-like protein KIN-UC
Exons: 21
Coding region: 181-3528 (1115 amino acids)
Biological process (GO): mitotic spindle organization; microtubule-based movement
Molecular function (GO): microtubule motor activity; ATP binding; microtubule binding
Source: RefSeq, a predicted model, not a curated record
UAAUUGAAAAUAUCAAUAAUUUAGCUUUGCUAUGCUUUCCAAUUUCCCCUCUUCAGUCGUGCUAGCAAGUAGGAGUACUUCUCUAUCGUUCUUAAUGAAUCAACGACUACUUCCCCAUUUCUCAUCAACAAUUCCUUCAGAAACCCUUUUUCAAUCUCUUUCAAGAGACACGUUUCAACAAUGGCGACCCAGAGAUUAGGGAAGGAUAAGGAGAGACAAAUAUGGCAGACACCAUCUUCAUCUACUACUACUUCUUCGUUACUUAAUGUUUCCGGUAAUUCUUUAACGAAGAGCGUUAAUGGACCUGUACAGUCUCAAUCUAAUCGAUCUAAAAGUGCUGCAAUGGCUAGGCGUUCUGUGACCCCGAAUUCUAGAGCUCAUGAUUCUAAGCGGUCUGUCACUCCCGUUUCGAGUAGUGGUGGCGAUCAUGAGCCUUCUAGAGUAACUACUUCCAAGCGCUCUGUUACUCCUCUUCCUAGAAGUAACUCUAUUGUUGCACAUGACCCAGAACCUGGAAGAGUAAGAGUUGCUGUGAGGCUUCGACCGAGAAAUCAUGAAGACCUUGCUUCAGAUGCAGAUUUUGCUGAUUGCGUUGAACUACUCCCAGAGCUGAAGAAACUAAAUUUGAAGAAAAAUAAUUGGAGUUCUGAUUCUUAUAAAUUUGAUGAAGUUUUUACUGAAACUGCUUCCCAAAAGCGUGUUUAUGAAGUAGUAGCAAAACCUGUUGUUGAGAGUGUAUUGAGCGGCUAUAAUGGGACAGUUAUGGCUUACGGUCAGACAGGUACUGGGAAGACUUACACCGUUGGCAAUCUAGGAAAAGAUGAUGAGUCAGAGCGUGGAAUCAUGGUUAGAGCUGUGGAAGACAUUAUUCGUAGUACAUCUUGUGCUAAUGAGAGUGUGGAGGUUUCCUAUUUACAGCUAUACAUGGAAACGUUUCAAGAUCUACUUGCACCUGAGAAGGUUAAUAUUCCUAUUGUUGAGGAUGCCAAGACCGGCGAAGUUCUGUUGCCUGGUGCCUCGGUGAUUAAGAUUCAUGAUCUUAACCACUUCAUGGAACUGCUUCAACAUGGUGAAGCAAAUCGCCAUGCUGCAAACACCAAGCUCAACACAAAUUCGUCACGUAGUCAUGCUAUAUUAAUGGUUUCUGUUAAGAGAUCCAUCAUUGGGAAAGCUGAAACUGAUGUGCGUUCCACUGUAAAAGUGACUGGUAAUGAGGCACAAUUGGAUGUGGGCGUAAAUAUGAUACGAAAAGGCAAGCUGCUAAUUGUGGAUCUUGCGGGAUCGGAAAGGAUAGAUAAAUCUGGCAGCGAAGGCCACUUGCUCGAGGAGGCUAAAUUUAUCAAUCUCUCCCUCACUGCUUUGGGAAAAUGCAUAAAUGCAUUGGCUGAAAGUUGUCCACAUAUCCCAACUCGAGAAUCCAAGUUAACAAGAAUACUACGUGAUUCAUUUGGAGGCUCUGCUAGGACUUCUUUGAUAAUUACAAUUGGGCCUUCAGCACGGCAUCACGCAGAAACUACUAGCACUAUAAUGUUCGGGCAAAGAGCUAUGAAAGUAGUUAAUAUGAUGAAGGUGAAAGAAGAAUUUGAUUAUGAGAGCUUGUCAAGAAAGCUUGAAAGCCAAGUUGACCAUCUUACCAAAGAAAUUGAUAGGCAGCAAAAGAUGAGGGACAACUAUAAGAAUGAAAUGGAGAAGAAGAUCAAAGAGUAUCAAAGUUCAUUUGUUGAGGAAGAAAAGCGACUAGUUGCAAGGUCUAAGAUCUUAGAGAAGGAUAAUGCUCGCUUGGAAAUGGAGAUGAAAGCUAUUUUAGAAGAAUUAAAUAAUCAGAAAGAGUAUAAUAAACUAUUGCACGACGAAGUAGCACGUCUUGAAAUGGAUAUAGAACAUUAUAAGCAAAAUCAUCGUGAAAGCUCCACAUACCAGAAAGCUCUUGCUGAUACUACCCAGAUGUAUGAAAAUCAAAUAUCGGCUUUGAUUGAACAAUUGGAGGAUGAGCGAAUUCGCUAUGAAAGAGCUGAAGAGAAAUCAGAAGCCUUGAAGGCACUCUUGAAUGAUCAUGAACGUUCAAUGAAGCUAUGUCAAACAGAAAAUUCCUCUUAUCAGAACCAGCUCCUUGACAUGACGCAAACACAUGAAAAUACAAUAGCACAGCUAACUAAGCAGCUAGAGGACAUGAAUCUACUCCGUGAAAAUACUGAGAAGGAAGCUGAUUCUCUCAGAAAGCUUUCAAGUGAUCAGACUUCUAAGCAGAAAUCAUUCUCAGAAACUAUCCAGCUUUAUGAGGAGAAAUUAGCCAUUUUAGAGAAGCAAUUAGAAGAAGAGCGUGCUAGUCAUGAACAUGCAAAAGAACAGAUUGAAUCAUUGAAGAACCAGCUGUGUGAACAGAAAACAAGCCAGGUGAAGAGCAAGAUUACUGAUUUGAUGGAAAGAAUAGAAGAAAAAGACCAAAAGUAUAAGGCAGCUAUUGAUCAAAUAAAGUCUCUGCAAAUCGAAAAUGUAAAUUUGCAAUCAGAGAAGGAAACAUUCAAGAGUGAAGUUGAUGCUUUGAAGGAGAAACUGUUGAUUGAGGAAAAGCAAAGGAUGACACUUGACAAUGAACUGGUUAAGUUAAAGAAGCGUUUCUCUGAAAAUAAUGAAGGCGUUGAGGACAAGAAACCGUAUGUUAAACAGCAAAUGAGAGAAUCAUCGUCAUUUCGGUCAGCCAUAGGUCUAAAUAGAUCUAUAUCCGGCCAGAGGGCAACAAUUGCCAAGAUAUGUGAAGAAGUUGGGCUUGAAAGGAUUCUAAAAUUGUUAUCAUCUGAAGAUAUUGAAGUUCAAAUGCAUGCAUUAAAGAUGGUAGCAAAUCUGGCUGCUGAAGAUAUAAAUCAGGAGAAGAUUGUGAAUGAGGGAGGGCUAGAUGCACUACUUAUGCUAUUGCAGACCUCUCAAAAUAUCACCAUUCUUAGAGUGGCUUCUGGUGCUGUUGCUAAUUUAGCUAUGAAUGAGACUAAUCAAGGCUUGAUAAUGAGCAAGGGAGCUGCACGGCUUUUGUCAGACACUGCAUCAAAAACAGAUGACCCUCAAACUCUUCGAAUGGUGGCUGGAGCAAUUGCAAAUUUAUGUGGCAAUGUUGCAUUACACACCGCACUCAAAGAGGCCGGAGGCAUUAAGGCGCUUCUUAGCAUGGGUCGUGCUACAAAUGUCGAUGUUAUUGCACAAGUAGCCAGAGGAUUGGCAAACUUUGCCAAAUGUGAAACACGAGAGGUUAUUCAAGGUAAUAAAACAGGUCGUUCUCUUCUCAUGGAAGAUGGUGCACUUGAAUGGCUGAUUGUCAACUCGAAGACUACCUCUGAAUCAACUAGACGCCAUAUGGAACUUGCCCUUUGCCAUUUAGCACAGAACGAGGAUAAUUCACAAGACUUUAUAUCUACCAACGGAUUGCAGGAGGUGGUGCGAAUAUCAUCUGAAUCUGCUAGAGAAGAUAUCCGUAGUUUGGCUAAGAAAACGUUAAAAUAUAAUCGGAUGUUUCAAGCGCAGGUGCCAACAGACUAGUAAAGGUGCACUUGUUGAGUGUAGAGCUUCGUCGAUCAGCUCUUGAUUUGUGUUUGCUCGUUUAGGUUGUAUUUGUAGAAAUUGAUUUGAACUUGUUAUAGUUUAUUUAUAUUGGAAUUCGUUGUCAUCAAAAUAGAUCCUACGUUGUACACUAUGUAGCAAGAUAUACAUAUUUUUUUAUUUAGAGGUGCAACCGUUCAAGUCGUUAUAUGUUGGCCUAUUUGACGCAUCACACGGAGCUUUAUGUUGAUGUGAUUGGCCUAUAGAAGAAAAGAAGUUCCAUAGUAAAGUUUGUGUGGGUUUUUCAUGUAACUAUGAAGAAGCCAUAUUACUAAUAAUGUCAACUUUCGAGUAUUGAGUCUUGUCUCAGUUGGAGCAAAUAUCACUUUUUCUAGAUAAGGUCAUAAGUUCGAUUUUUUACUUAACUCUUUCCUUUGCCUAGCUACCAUGUGUGUAACAUCCCUGAAUUUCCGACCCCUUAACAAACCCUUAACGAAAUCAAAACCGUAAAGGACGAGAGGAAAUUCGGGUGUUACAAUGUGACUAUAAUCCAUAAAAUUACAAAAAAUAAUUUAAAGAAAAUGAAAUUAUGUAUGGUAAAAAAAUUAAAAUUGCUUGAGGAGAAUACCCAUUCAAAAUUGGUUGAUAUUCUCCUAAAAUAAACUUGAUCCAUUAAAAUUGCAAUGUAGGAGUAGGAUUUUCAUUGAAAAUGGAAGAAUUCUUUUUUGGGGUGGGAUUAGAUAUGAUGAGCUACACAUCUCAACAAUGAAUGAUGUAUUUAGGCAUAC